Neoarius graeffei (lesser salmon catfish) is the source of this 3884-nucleotide messenger RNA. RefSeq names its product sialic acid synthase-like. Lineage: Eukaryota; Metazoa; Chordata; Actinopteri; Siluriformes; Ariidae. The transcript has 6 exons. Gene Ontology annotation, biological process: carbohydrate biosynthetic process. The record is from RefSeq and is a predicted model, not a curated record. The coding region runs from base 111 to 1169 and encodes 352 amino acids. Gene Ontology annotation, molecular function: N-acylneuraminate-9-phosphate synthase activity.
UUCAUGAAAGCCUCUUCGGGUACUGCAGCUCUCCUCGUGAGAACAUCUCAAAGAAAAAACACUCAAAUUCUCUACAUCAGCUUUCUCACAGGGUUAGAACCGAUUCAAAGAUGCCUCUCGAGUUCGAACUUUGUCCAGGAAGAAAGAUCGGGGGCUCAAACCCCUGUUUCAUCAUCGCAGAGAUCGGACAGAAUCAUCAAGGAGACGUUGAGAUUGCCAAGAAAAUGAUUCGCAUGGCUAAGAGCUGUGGUGCAGACUGUGUGAAAUUCCAGAAGACGGAACUCGAGCACAGGUUCACCAAGCGCGCGCUCGCGCGUCCCUACACCUCUCAGCACUCGUGGGGAAGCACAUACGGGGAUCACAAGCGCCACCUGGAGUUCAGUCAUGAGCAGUACAGGGAGCUGCAGCGCUUCGCGCAGGAAGUGGGAAUCUUCUUCACGGCCUCCGGGAUGGAUGAGAUGGCUGUAGAGUUUCUGCAUGAACUCAAUGUCCCUUUCUUCAAAGUGGCUUCAGCAGACACCAGCAACAUCCCCUACCUGGAGAAAACUGCCAAGAAAGGUCGUCCCAUGGUGAUCUCCACCGGGAUGCAGUCGAUGGAGAUCAUGCACCGUGUUUAUCAGACAGUGAAGAAGCACAACUCAAUGUUCACCUUCCUGCAGUGCACCAGCACAUACCCACUCUCCAUGGACAACGUCAACCUGCGCGUCAUCACUGAAUACCAGAAGGAAUUCCCGGAUAUUCCAAUUGGCUACUCUGGACACGAGUCAGGCAUCAGUGUGUCCGUGGCUGCUGUAGCUCUCGGGGCGAAGGUCCUGGAACGGCAUGUGACCUUGGACAAAAGCUGGAAGGGCAGUGACCAUGCAGCAUCACUGGAGCCGGCUGAGCUGGAGGCACUGGUACGAGAGAUUCGGAUAGUGGAGAUGGCUAUGGGAUCUCCAGUGAAGCAGAUGCUGCCCUGUGAAGCCUCCUUCCGCAAAAAGCUGGGAAAGUCGGUGGUGGCAAAGAAGGCAAUGAAGAAAGGCACAGAAUUAACCCAAGACAUGCUGGGAGUGAAAGUGGCAGAACCGGAGGGCAUUGCACCGGAAAACAUCUGGAUGGUGGUGGGCAAGAAGAUCACAGUCGAUGUGGAGGAAGACGACACCAUCACAAACGACAUGAUUCAAGACUGAUGGUUUCAUUUGAAUGUGUGGGGUGUUUUCCUAUUCUCUGUAUGAACUGGGGUGUUUUAUUUCAUAUAUUUGUACGAUGGAAAACUGUGGAAUUUAAAAUCAAUUUUAUUGUUAAAUAUCUGGAGCAUGUUUCAGGGUUUAUAAGGGAAAGUGUGUGUGUGAGGAUACUUUGGGAAGAUCAAGAUCUUUUUUUUUUUUUUACUUUGUUGGCAAAUAAGGUUUCAGAUCCUGAUUAUUCUUUAGGGGUGGGUUAAGUUACAAGUGGAAAAUUCACUUUAUAACUUAAACACAGCGCAGUGUUCGUGUUGUUUUCAGUGAGAACUGAACAGGUUUUAAUAUACUGAAAAUAUGUUGCAUAAUACAAGUCAUUUAUACUUAUUUUUAAUUAUCAAACCAAAUAAACAAUCUCAUUCAUCUCAUCUCAUUAUCUCUAGCCGCUUUAUCCUGUUCUACAGGGUCGCAGGCAAGCUGGAGCCUAUCCCAGCUGACUACGGGCGAAAGGCGGGGUUCACCCUGGACAAGUCGCCAAGUCAUCACAGGGCUGACACAUAGACACAGACAACCAUUCACACUCACAUUCACACAGUGGUGGCUGGUAGUCUUUCAAACAGGGGAGGCUGGUCGGUUACGAUAUUUCCAGAUUUUAAAAGAAAAAACACAUCAAUUUUGCCCAUACUCUUGCCUCUGAUCUGGCUGAUUGUUGGCAGCGUCACAAACUGUGAAAUAACAGGUUCUUUUAGCCCAUUAGCCUACUGUCCAAUAUACAUGAUGGUGGUGUUGGGGGGGAGGGGUAUAUUUUAACAUUUUAUAUUUUAAAAUUGUGGCAUGUUGUUUAAAAAUUGAUCAUUAUUGAAAGCAGCUCUUUGUCAGGAACCUCAGCAGUAACAGCAGAGUGUUCUGGAAUAGGCACAAGCACUGACCUUGGGGAGCCAAACAUAGAGCUGGGGGCCACACAUUUCAUUCAAUGACACUUUCCCUAUAUUUUACUUAUUUUGACUGAGAAAUGUUUUAUUGACAAUUUUGAUAACCCUUCACUUUUAAUCCAGGUCUGUAGUGUGAAAUGUUCUCGGCUGUUUUUGUUUAAAAAUGUUUUCCAAAUUGUAGCUGUGUUUAAUUCAUAUCCAGAGAAAUAUAUAUUCCAAUAUAAUAUACUCAGCAUAAACAUUUUAAAUAGAUUCUAUAUUUUUGGUCCAUCCAUGACACAUUACUAAAGUAGCCUAUUUACUGUUGUUGAUGUAGGUCACUUGCUGUUAGCCAAUUCACUUUCUCGUACCAGGAGAGCUGAAAGGAACGAGUAUUAUUCCCUACCUUUUUCACCAAGUCAAUUUGAGGCGUUGGCCUACCCUGCUCUUUAAUUUUAAUUUUUUCCUCGAAAGGAAGACUGGCAAAUGGCUUCGCCAAAAUUAAAUCAGCAAUGCUUGGCCUCCAUGCACAGCUUUCUUGCUAGCUGACUAGCCCCCUCAAGUUCAAGUUCAGUCACUCAAAUAAACAAAAUUUCUGGAACUAAGAUAGCAAACUUGACAACACUAUAUUUACACUUUAUUUACAAUGAAAAUAUAUACAAACUAAGAAAGCUGGUAGAAACUGUAUGUAAUGAAUGAAAUCAAAAUGUAAGCCGAUCUCUUACAAUACACCACAGCACUUGCGAAUCCGCAUGGGACUGAACUGAAAUUCACCGCUGCCUGUCUAUAUUUAAAACGAGCUGUCAAUCAAAGAAAAUAUCCGGCCGCUUUCACCAAUCACCAGUCUCCUCGCGGAAAGCUUUGCCAUGUCCCUCCCACUGUGAGGCUGGGAGUCCGGUGGGUGGGCGUUUUCGCAGUAUUUGUCCAAUAACCGUCUUGCAUUUUGAGAUUGAAAGCGCAGAGCUCCCAAAUGCCAUUGAAGUGCACUGAGGCUGGGCUGCAUCGCGCUGUCACGAGGGGGAAAAACUCACGCACACAUUAGGUGAACUGGGGAAAGUUAUAACGGAAUGAUUUCGCACUGUAGUGGGUUGAGCACAUAUAUUUCUAUGAUUCUGGAUCUGAAAUAGCAAUGUUAUAAGGUCGGCCUACAUAAGCCUAGCGCAAUUCAUCCUACACGAUGUUCAUCAUUUUUAGAGGAGGCUGAGCCUCCCUCGUUGUCUUAGAGCAAUCGCCCGUGCAUUCACACCUACGCUCAAUUUAGAGUCACCAGUUAACCUAACCUGCAUGUCGUUGGACUGUGGGGGAAACCGAAGCACCCGGAGGAAACCCACAUGGACUUGGGGAGAACAUGCAAACUCCGCACAGAAAGGCCCUCGCCGGCCACGGGGCUCGAACCCGGACCUUCUUACUGUGAGGCGACAGCACUAACCACUACACCACCAUGUCGCCCCCAAAUAAACAAUCCUCAGUUUAAAAAAAAGUAUCUUCUUUCAUGAAAACAGGCAAAACAGAAUGUACAGUGCUGUGCAUAAGUAUUCACCCCUUGAACAUUUCCACAUUUUGUAGUUUUAGAAUCUGAAACCCUGCAAUGGAUUUAAUUUGGAUUGAAUGUCAUUAAUCUACAUCAAAUAUCCAAUAAUACUGAAAUCAGCAGAAAUCACAUCUAUAUAUUUAGCAAAAUUAUUUCCACACACACACAUGCCAGAAAAGUCUGCCCCAGUUAACAUGGCUGUAGUGUCGACUGUGCAGUGUAGGUUCACCUCUCACACAUAUCCAGGUGAAAUAAGGUGAAUAAAGGUUUGUGUUUCAUUCA